CCCGAGGGGGGCAGGAGCAGCGCAUUAGAUCCUGGGCUAGGGAACCUCAGAGAGCGAGGUGCAGCGGGAGGAGGAAGGUGCGGAGGCCCAGGCCAGACCCUGAGCUCCAGAGGCGGAGACGGAGAAAGCCUGGCCAGAUCCCCCGGGAGACCCCCCGGAGGGACAGGGCAGAGAGGGGCCUCCAGGGGCAGAAACCCUGGGAGGCAGAGCCCCCGGGAGACACUUCCCCGCCCCAGACGAGAGUGCUGCCCAGGGUGGGACGAGGAUUCAAGGUCAGAGGACAACGCCUCCCCCCAGGUCGCCUGGGAGACCCCGAAGCGACCCCGGGGGUGGCACAGGUCGUAUGCAGGCCUGGGCGACCUCUCCUAGGUUGGGGGCGAUGGGGACAGGAGCCCCGCAGACCCUCCUUCUUCUCCUUCUCCCAAUGCUGUCGCCACGCGGGGCCUCCGCGGGGAGCCUGCAUACCCCAGGCCUGUCCGAGUGCUUCCAGGUGAAUGGCGCCGACUACCGCGGCCGCCAGAACCGCACAGGCCCGCGCGGGACCGGCCGCCCGUGCCUCUUCUGGGACCAGACGCAGCAGCACAGCUACAGCAGCGCCAGGGACCCCCAGGGUCGCUGGGGGCUGGGAGCGCACAACUUCUGCCGGAACCCAGAUGGCGACGUGCAGCCGUGGUGCUACGUGGCCGAGACCGAGGAGGGCAUCUACUGGCGCUACUGCGACAUCCCCACCUGUCACAUGCCCGGCUACCUGGGCUGCUUCGUGGACUCGGGAGCCCCCCCGGCCCUCAGCGGCCCCAGUGGCACCUCUACGAAGCUCACGGUCCAGGUGUGCCUCCGCUUCUGCCGCAUGAAGGGCUACCAGGUACUCUGGCGGGGCGUGGAAGCUGGCUACGCCUGCUUCUGUGGCUCCGAGAGCGACUUGGCUCGGGGCCGCCCAGCGCCGGCCACCGACUGUGACCAGAUCUGCUUCGGCCAUCCCGGCCAGCUGUGCGGCGGCGACGGGCGCCUGGGAGUCUACGAAGGUGAGAACGGGGCGAAACGUGGGCAAUGGGCCGCGGCGCAGGCCGUCAUCUUACUCCCCCGGACUUUCCCGGAUGAAAUGGGGACGGACCAGAACUGCAGCUGGGCGCUUGGCCCGCCGGGCGCCGCUCUGGAGCUCACCUUCCGCCUAUUCGAGCUGGCGAACCAGCGCGCCCGCCUGGAGCUGCGCGACGCGGCCUCGGGGCAGUUGCUACGUACCUUCGACGGCGCCCGCCCGCCGCCCACUGGGACGCUGCACCUGCGCGCCGCUGCACUGCUGCUCACCUUCCGCAGCGACGCGCGUGGCCACGCGCAGGGCUUCGCGCUCACCUACCGAGGCGUGCAGGAUGCUUCGGAGAACCCGGUGCUCCCCAAGGGCUCGGCCCAGACCCCUGCAGUGCUCCCCGACGGGACUAAUGUGAGCUGCAGCCCCCGGCUUGGGGCUCCGGAGGCCACAAUGGGGGCCCGGGUCUUCUCGACAGUGAUGGCCAUCUCAGUGUUGCUGCUGCUGCUGCUGCUGCUGUUGCUACUGCUGUCGCUGCUACGCCUGCUGCGCCGACGGAGCUGUCUACUGGCUCCAGGAAAAGGGCCCCCACCCUUGAGGCCUUCCCAGGGCUCUGGGAGAAGUUGGGCUGUGUGGUACCGCCGACCUGGAGGGGUGGCACUGCCCUGCCCCCCUGGGGACUCCCAGGCUGAGGGUCUAGCCUCGACUUACCGACCCCUGAGCGCCUCCAGCCAGAGUUCCCUGCGUUCGCUCAUCUCUGCUCUCUGACUCAGGAACCCCGGGGUCCAUUGGAUCCUCCAACAGUGUGAUGGACACCAGAGACUCCAUGCCGCACUCUGCCUUGGCCUUCCAGUUUUUUAAGGGCAGCUCUGCCUCUGUUCAUCUCUCAGAGGCCAGUCGUCAGACAGGAAGCAUCUGGUGCUAUUAUUGGGACCUUGGCCUAACUCUAGGUGUCCAGAUGGUCCAGGCCAAAUGGCAAGAGGAAUCGGCUCCCCUCCUCAUGGGCCUUGAUAAGGAGCUCUCUGAUUUCAGGGUCUUUGAGCCCCUCUGGGGGUAGUCCUGGACUGCUGCCCUAAGUGAAAUGUGAGAGGUCAACAAAAGUGGUCAAAAGACCAGACACAGACUUUGAAUAAAGGACCUAUUUUGGUA
This is a messenger RNA of Myotis lucifugus (little brown bat), 2173 nucleotides long. RefSeq names its product kringle containing transmembrane protein 2 (gene KREMEN2). The record is from RefSeq and is a predicted model, not a curated record. NCBI's taxonomy places the organism in Eukaryota, Metazoa, Chordata, Mammalia, Chiroptera, Vespertilionidae. Gene Ontology annotation, cellular component: plasma membrane. Gene Ontology annotation, biological process: multicellular organism development.